CGUCCACAACCAUUUGGGUCAUUUGAACUUCGUUCGUUCAAUAUACUGUUUACAUCAAUAUUUUACCCUGACUCCUGAGUAAAUAUAAGCUAUAAGUAACGCAAAUCUCUCUUUUAUAAUUCGAGAGUGGACCUUAAGGGAAUAGCGAAUGACAAUUUCUAUCAGAUAAGUUUGAAUGAUUGAUGAACGUUGGACAUCAUAUUUGUUGUGUUGCUCAUAAACUCUGUACACUUACGAAGCGCGGUUUUGUGACUUUGACUUCGAAGGUGCCGAGUUAUAUUUAAUGGCUGCGAACGACUCGGCCAAGCCAAAGGAUCCUCCUGAAGUUAUAGUAGAUGUUACAAGAAAACGAGAGUUUCUCCGUGGACGGUUUUUGGGGAAGGGAGGAUUCGCAAAAUGCUAUGAACUUGUUGAUAAAAAAACAGGGGAAAAGUACGCCGGUAAAGUUAUUAACAAGGCAGCUCUGGUCAAAGAAUCCCAAAAAGAAAAAAUGCGCCAAGAGAUCAGUAUUCAUCGUUCUCUAAAACAUGAAAAUGUCGUGAGAUUCUAUGGAAAUUUCGAGGAUAGUGAAUUCAUAUACAUUUUGCUUGAACUUUGUAACCGCAGAUCGCUUUUAGAGUUACAUAAGCGAAGGAAGUAUGUCACUGAACCAGAGGCCAGGUAUUUUAUGAAACAAAUUGUCCAUGGCUGUCAAUACCUUCAUCAAAAUAAGGUCAUGCAUAGAGAUCUUAAGCUGGCCAACCUUUUCCUCGACGACAACCUAAAAAUAAAAAUAGGAGACUUCGGGCUUGCCUCGAGGAUCAGUCAUGAGGGUGAGAAGAAAAAAACGUUGUGUGGUACUCCCAACUAUAUUGCUCCCGAAAUUUUGAGUAAAGGUGGACACAGCUUCGAAGUAGACUCAUGGUCUCUUGGUUGUAUACUUUAUACUCUUCUAGUCGGGAGUCCUCCUUUUGAAACUACGAAACUGGAAGAAACGUAUGCACGCAUUAAACAAAAUGAGUACCGCAUUCCGAUUCGUGUGUCAACGAAUGCCUCAAUGCUCAUCCGCUCACUUUUACAUGCCGAUCCGGAAAGAAGACCAAAUAUGUUCAAUGUACUCGACCAUGAUUUCUUUAAAGACUUUACACCUAAUGGUCUUCCUGUGAGCUGUCUUUCAACGUGCCCCAGAUUUGAUACUAUGCAUCGACCUCAAACCGGACGUCGCCCAUUGUCUGACAUCAACCCGGUUGAGGAUGUUCCUAUUACCAGUGGCGGUGGUGCCCUUGGUAAUGUCGGCGGUGCUGCAGUUGAUAAAGCCGUUCAGCCAGAUGACUGCUGGCUUGGGUUACUUAAGCACAAAUUAGGUCGUGUAUUAGAGGAACCCAAGGAAUUUGAUGACUCUUCACCAAAAGCAAUGGAAGAAAGUGAAGUUCCAGCAGCCUGUCCAAUAUACUGGGUCAGCAAGUGGGUUGACUAUUCAGAUAAAUAUGGUUUGGGGUAUCAGUUGUGUGAUAACUCAUAUGGUGUCGUAUUCAAUGACGUGACAAGACUCCUUUUAACAACCAAUGAACAGAAUCUUCAGUACAUCGACGAACAUGGGACUGAACGUUUGUUCACUCUGUCAAAGCAUCCGGAAUAUCUGUCAAAAAAAGUGACACUUCUCACAUGCUUCAAAGCAUAUAUGCACCAGAAUCUCCUUAAGGCUGGUGAGAAUAUUGCGCGACCGGACACUGAUGCCAUGACUCGUCUACCUUUUCUUCGCCGAUGGUUUAGAACACGCUCGGCUAUUGUACUUCAUUUAAGUAAUGGAACGUUGCAAGUGAGUUUAAAUAUCACUAAUAUCAAUAAAUAACACGAGUCAAAGUUUUCAUUUUUGAUAGGAUGAUCAUCCUAUCAUUUCUACAUAAUUUGUUCUUAUGUACAUUGUUAUUAUAUCAAAGUACCUGUUUCGAGUUAGGGGAUUGUAGAGAGGUAUACAUAAAUAUUUUUGAACUUAAUGGAAAAGUUAAUUAGUCAGUCAGUCAUCAUCGACGUACACCCUGGAAGAAGUGUACGCUAGCCAAAGUUACCAUACCUUAACAGCACGACGUGUUGAAUAGUGACAAAGUAGUGGCUCUUUGUGAGUUAUUAAGUCCUGUGUUUUGUGGGAAUCCUACUGGAAUAUCGUAAAUAAAAUGACUCGAGUCCUCUUAAGACUAUAAUCUAUUGUAAGUCGAAUUCUCUAAGCAAAUGGAUCACUACUUUACUAUAUUCACAACAACAGUUCAGUAGCAAGCCAAUUAGAUACAGGUAUGAUUAGAAGUUAUGUGAUCAGCUUUUCCUCUCUAUACCACAGCAUAGCCGGUUGAAUUAAACGAAUCCAUUGUGUUCCAUUGUAACCAUGGUUUUUGAGUGAAUUCAUCGUAUCUUGGUAAUAUUUUUAUUCUUGCUUUGCCUAAAUUUAUCAAUAAAACCAGUAGCAUAGAAGAAACCUCAGAUAUUUUCUUUUCAGUUUUAUUAUGUUUUCAAAUUAAGUUCUUUAAUUCAACUCCACAUUGGUUGCCAUAGCACAUUCUCAUCGCAUUGUGCAAAAACUCAAUUAAAUACUUGCUAAUGCCGUCUCAGUUAAAUGUUAUUUGACCAUAUGUCUUAGCAAAACCACCUUGUGAUCCUCAGUUCAAAAUUUGUUUCUUCAUCACUUAUCAUUGUAAAUUUUGUAAUAUUACAUGCUAACCUUCACUAUAGUGUAUACUUAUAUAUAGACACUGAUGCUCUGACCUGAAUAUUUAAUGCACAAAACGUUAGCAUGCGUAGUCUCACUGUGGUAGGUGACCGAAGUAGGCUGACAUGUUAUUCAUUUAUUUGCCGAUGAUUUAGGUAAACAAAUAGUUCAGAGAUUGUCGGUUUAUGACAUGAAUAAAGAAAAGCUAUAUUGGUAUAUUCGAUUAUUUAGAACAUCGUUUAUUGGUUGGAAACGUUUGAAAAGUUAGGUUCUGCGGAGUAAGGUAAAUUACAAGAAUUAUUGUGCAACGACAAACUUCGAAAAUUGUUAUUCAAUUUUAUAUGGUUUUGAAAUUAAAUGGUUGCUGCACACAUCUUUUGUGAAGCUGUACAUAAAUCAUGCAACCAACACCUGAACACUUGUAGAAUACCUGAAAAUAUGACUCACGAAGACCAUUUCAGUUUUCGUUUAGGCGCUAAAUGCAUUGAUGUAACAUGUUUUGCUCAAAUUUCGUUAAGAAAAGGAUUUCUCAACACAAUCAAAAGACAUUCAUAUAGAACAGUCUACAGUUUGCUGCAUUCGUCGAUUUUCGUAUAUUUUACCGGAUUAUGUUUAGCAUCAGUGUGUCGUACGCAUUGUGAAAUAUAGUCAUGUUUUAUUUAAAAAGCUUCGGGAGUCGUAAUUUUCUAUUGUCUUAUGUCUUCAUCAUCGUCAAACUCGUUGGGAUUGUUUCUUAAAACUAACAUUACUUUAUUUUACACACUGUCUUUUAGAUAAACUUCUUUGAUGAUCAUGCAAAAAUCAUUCUAUGUCCUUUAAUGCGUGCCGUAACUUAUAUUGAUGCCAACAGGGAAUUCAGAACGUACCGCUUCAAACAUCUACGGGAAUUCGGUUUAAGUAAGGACUUAGCAAACAGAUUGAGAUACGCACAAGAAAUGAUAGAGCGUCUCAUUCCAAAAUGCGGAACAACUUCCUCCAAUGUAAAUGAUCCCAAUACAAAAGUGACUGUAGAUAAUGGGAAGUCCAACAAACCAGUUUCAGCGGAUGUACAGAAAACAAAUGCGACUGGGACUGGGGCAGCAACUAAAAAAAUAACUCGACCGACUAAUCAAUAGUCUCCGUUUUAUUUUCUAUCCGUUUUUAUUCUUCAAACUGAACUCACAAUGUCAAUGUCGUUAAUACUUAGCAGUAUCUCUUUCAAAUCGAAUCUGAUUUAAUUUAGUCACAUUUUUCUGAUAGAAAUUUUGUACACUUUGAUUGCACACUUGAUUUCAUCCAUGGUGGCCCACAACACUGAUAUUGUUAGUUCACACCAAUUUGUUGGGAUUUAAAAAUAGUAUAAAUAUCUCUAGAUUUCUUCAUGUCUCUGUAACUUACAUGUUGAUCUGUGAAAUCUAAAUUAUUCUAAAGCAUUUCCUAUUUAUUCAUCUUUUUCGAUUAUGAAAUUUGUCGAAAAUGAUAUAUGGGGGGAAGUUUCACAUUUGCCUUCAUUUUGACCUUUCUAACAUUUAUUAUUUAAUAAUAUUUUUAGUUAGUAUAUGGCGAAUUUUGUUAGGCACAGGCGUUUUGAAAGUAUAUGUCUAAUCAUCUGACAUAAAAUUGCAGGCUAUCUCAUAUACAACUUUGUAAUGGUUUGCACGAGUAAGUUCCUGGAAAUAUAAAUGUUAUGUACUGUUCCGACAAAGUCCUUACUCUGUUCAGCUUGUAACCUUUGUAAAACAUAAUAUGAGGCUUCAUUGAUUCUGAGUGUAAAUAUUGCUUUACUCUCUCGAUUGGUACUUAAAUCAUAGUUAGUUUUUA
Schistosoma rodhaini is the source of this 4480-nucleotide messenger RNA. The record is from the annotation of a GenBank genome assembly. NCBI's taxonomy places the organism in Eukaryota, Metazoa, Platyhelminthes, Trematoda, Strigeidida, Schistosomatidae.